Rhizophagus irregularis DAOM 181602=DAOM 197198 is the source of this 3600-nucleotide messenger RNA. RefSeq lists its product as uncharacterized. Lineage: Eukaryota; Fungi; Glomeromycota; Glomeromycetes; Glomerales; Glomeraceae. The record is from RefSeq and is a predicted model, not a curated record.
AUGGCAAAUACUAAAAUAAUACGACGAAAGUCCCUUGGGAGAGGCGCAUUUAUUGGAUCCUUAUAUAACGCCGCAAGCGAUACGUUCUGCGGGACCACGAUAUUGAAGUCAGAGUAUCCAAAUGAUUCCGUAAGAAGAGCUGACAUUCCUCAUGCCGAAAUUUUAUAUGAAUAUGAGGAUACAUAUAAGGAAAAGUUUAACAAGUUAGACGUUGGAGCCGAAUUAAAACUAAGUGUACUCGCAGGGCUGUUUACUUUGGAAGGAUCGGGAAAGUAUUUAAACGAUGUAAAAGAAAGUUUUAGAGCUGUAAGAGGAACUUUAAUAUAUAAAAUGACUUCGGUCGAGGAAAAUUUGGAUAUACAUCGUGAUGAUGUUAAAUCGUGUAUUUCUACAGAUGUGUUUAGUAAUAAUCAAAAUGCUACUCACGUGGUGAUAGGAAUAAAAUGGGGAGCUGCUAUGAUGGCAUCAUUUGAAUGCAAAGAUACGAAUGAAGAAAGCAGAUCUCAAGUUGAAGGAGCGCUAAAAUGUCACUUUGAAAAAAUAACUGUAUCUGGAGAGAGUCACGUAGAUGUCGAUGAAGGACAAUCGAAUAUUAUAAGCCGUUUCUCUAUAAAACUUCUUGGUGAUGUAGUUCCAAAUAAUAAAGAGCUUCCUCAAUCCUUUGAUGAAGCCAGGAAAGUAAUCGCCGAACUUCCUUUAUAUACUAAACAAUAUAAUAAUGGUAAAGGAGUUCCAAUUGAAUAUAUUUUAUAUCCAUUAUCGGAACUUGCAAAACUACUUACUCAAAAUUUCACGAUUGACAAUAUGGUAACAGAACUAAGCGAAGAAACAAUUCUAAGAGUAGAACAAGUUUUUGAUGGUUUGUCCGAAUCAAAACAAAAGCUUAAUGACUUAUAUAAUGAUGCGCAGUCUAUUUCUGAACUCUUACCGGACGAGGUUUUUGAUCAAAUUAGCAAUCGUGUACAAGAAGUUAGAAUAAAUGAGGCAAAAUUCAGACGUGAACUUGCAGAAUGUCUUGUUAAAGUACGUUCUGGUAAAAGCAAUAUUAUUGAACUUGAGAAUAAAUUAAAAACAUUUCAUAAGGGUGUAUUAUCCAAAAGUUUUAUGACAGAAUUUAUUCAUCAACAUCUUUCAGUAUCUAAUUUGGCCGACUUGGUACUUAUAUUAAAGGCCAAAAAAGUGGAAUAUCUUGGAAAGAAUUCAAAAAUUGAACAUAUUUUACAUAAAUAUUCAACUAAUGAUAUUUAUGUACUCCUUGGUUAUGAUGAAUAUAUUAUUGAUGGUAAUUCAUCUCCAGUACAUAGUAUGUUUCGAGAUCUUUACAAUUCGGACGAAGGGUCAAGCAAGUUUUUCAUAGUUAAUCUUAAAAUAUGCACUCAAAUAAAAUGUUCUAGUUAUCCAAUAAUUCAACAUUAUAUUAAUGGAAGAUUAAAUAGCAACAACUAUUAUGAUGAUAACAAAGUAUUGUUCACAUCUAACCUUAUCAAAUUUAAUCCUCUACCAAGUAACAAGCCAAAAAAUGAUCCCAGAGAGAAAGUAAGAUUAGUAAUACCUUGUCCUCAAGAUUGUCCAACUACAGAUUACAAUUGGAGAUGUUUCAGGUGUAAACAGAACAUAGAAUACGGCUACAACCAACACUUGUAUUGUAAAUGUGGUGAAAGUAGCAUUGCUCAUUCUAAAUUUAAGUGUAAUAGUCCCCAUCACAUAAAAGGAUACACAUCUUUUGAGUUGAACAAAUUCAUUGAUCUGUUACCAUUAGCACCACCUCAGGAAGAGAUAAACAUAUUAUUGCUUGGUGAAACUGGCGUGGGAAAAUCAACAUUUAUAAAUGCUUUUGCAAAUUAUCUUAAAUUUAACACUUUAGACAACGCAAAAUCUGGAGAUAUGGAAAUAUUGAUUCCAUCUGAAUUCACAAUUACAGAUGAUAAUUACGAGACAAAAACGAUAAAAUUAGGUAAUUAUGAUUCAAAUGAACCAUUAGAAGUAGGCGAGUCAUCUACUCGAGAAUGCAAAAGCUAUGUAUUUCAUGCAGCUGAGAAUAAGCUCAUCAGAUUAAUAGAUACUCCUGGAAUAGGAGAUACCAAAGGAUCAGAAUAUGACGUUAAAAAUUUUGAAAACAUUCUGUGGUAUAUUAAUUAUUACCGGUAUUUAAAUGGGAUAUGUAUCCUUCUUAAACCUAAUAAUGCACGACUAAACGUAAUAUUUAAAUAUUGUAUACAAGAAUUGUUAUCCCAUCUUCACAAGAAUGCUAAAGAUAAUAUUGUCUUUUGCUUUACUAAUGCCAGAGAAACGCAUUAUCGUCCAGGAGAUACAUUACAACCACUUAAAAAACAACUUGAGGAUCUUAAGAAGCAAUCUAAGUCUGGUGUUGAAAUAAAAGUUCACAAAGAUACAAUGUACUGUUUUGAUAACGAAUCAUUUAGAUUUUUAGCAGCAAUUAAGGAAAAUAUAAAGUUUACAGAGAUUGAGGAACGAAAUUUUGCAGAAAGUUGGAAAAAAUCCGUGGAUGAGUCACUAAGGCUUAUUGAAAAUCUUGUAAAACGUCAACCCCACAUAGUAGAAGAUACUAUAUCACUCAAUAACUCUAGAAAUAUAGUAAUACUACUUUCCAAACCUCUUGCAGAAAUAGAACAUCUAAUUCAACAAAACAUCAAAUUAAUAAAAGAAAAACAAGAAGAAGUAAAUAACUCCAAUAAAACUAUAGAAGAACUUAAAGGAAAGCUUUAUAUUGAACAGUUAGAUCUAGAACCAGUAAAUUUAGGAUAUCCUAGAACUGUAUGCACCAAUAAUAAGUGUGUAGAGUUAUUGCAAAUUGAUUAUACUAAUAUCGUAAGGAUAAACUAUGUUAAGCACUGUUGUUCACACUGUUUUUUGAGGUUUUCUAAAUAUAAUAUAAUAAACAACAAAGUUUUGAUGUUUUGUUCAGCAAUUAAGUUGAAAGAUGGCAAAUGUAAAGUCUGUGGUUGUCACUGGGAUAAACAUAUGCAUAUUACUUACGAGAAUAAAUAUAUAUUCAACAAAAUUAUAGACAAAAAUAUUGAAGACCAGAUUUCGGAAAAUAAAUCGGAUCAAGAAUUUAAAAGAGAAAUUAUAGAGGAGUAUCAAAGAAGAGUUGACCAGCAACGAAAAGAACAGGAGGAAAUACAAGAAAUUAGCCUUAAGUUUGCACAAUUCCUAAGACAAAAUGCAAUAGCCGCUUACAAUGAUGCAUAUGUAGAUUAUCUAGAUCUUUUUAUAAAGGGAGAAAAAAUAAAGAAAAAUGCCAACCCAAAUCACUAUGAUGAUAGAAUUCUCAGAGGACUUGAAACCACAAGAGAUAAUUACUUGAAACAAGUAGGAGUUAUAAAACAAGCUAUUGAUAGCAACGGUAAUUCCAAAAUUCUAAUUACUCCAAAAGAAAUAGCUGAGCUUGAGCAGCAAUUGUACAAUUUACCAAUUAAUGGUCAAACUUUGAAAAAAUUAAAACAAGAGGCAGAACGUAGUCAAAUAGAUAUGUUCAGGUAUACCGAAAAUCAUUAUAUUCCUGCCUGGAAAUCAGCAUCGAAUAUAAUAAACUUUAAAUCGAACCCGUUUGCGAAAAUUUUUGGUAAGGGAUGGUAA